This is a messenger RNA of Scophthalmus maximus (turbot), 1377 nucleotides long. RefSeq lists its product as uncharacterized. Bases 204 to 1040 code for a protein of 278 amino acids. The transcript has 2 exons. Gene Ontology annotation, molecular function: DNA-directed DNA polymerase activity; nucleotide binding; DNA binding. The record is from RefSeq and is a predicted model, not a curated record. Gene Ontology annotation, biological process: DNA replication. NCBI's taxonomy places the organism in Eukaryota, Metazoa, Chordata, Actinopteri, Pleuronectiformes, Scophthalmidae.
CUCGGAAUGUUGAAAGGCUUCGACAGCUACCUACUCAUCAAAGCUAUGCUAACGUUAAACAUGCUUCCUGGUCUCACCAUGCAAGCCUCACGAGACCUGUCCUCUGACCGGCAAGCCGUUUGAAGAGUUGCAUGCACUCUGCGAGGAGAAAUUGCAGACGCUGCGCUCGGUCCACGGCCUACGAUUCUUUGUCAUGAGAGAACAUGAGCGGAUCAAACCCAGCGGUUCAGGACUUCCUGAAACGUUACAACCCUCGUCAGCCUCUCUCCCCACGCGAUGCUCUUUACGGGGGAAGAACUAGCCCUGUCAAACUCAGAUACACAGCAGCUGCUAAUGAAACUGUACAGUAUGUAGACGUGACUUCUCUGUACCCUUACGUUAACUGCACGUUUCCGUACCCCCUAGGAUACCCAGAAAUCAUCUACACAGAUUUCAAAGAGCCUCAAAGCUACUUUGGUAUCAUCAAGGCUGUUGUUUACCCUCCCCGGGGGCUAUAUUUCCCUAUUUUACCCUACAGAACAGCCGCGGGUAAACUGUUUACGCUCUGUCACACGUGCAAAACUGAAUUACCAGGGAUGCGUGUGGAGCUGGGUUAUCGUCUAGGUAAGAUCACUGAAGUGUGGCAAUUUGAGCAACGCUGUGAUUCUGUCUUUGUAGACUAUAUGCACACUUUCCUGAAGGGAAAACAGGAAGCCUCAGGUUACCCCGCCGAUGCCGUAGAUGAGGAAAGUAGAGCCCAAUACAUCAGGGACUACGAGGCCAAUCAGGGUAUUUUGUUGGACGCUGACAAAAUAAGUCUGAACGUUGCUAAAAGACAAGUGUCAAAGCUGUGUUUAAACAGUUUCUGGGGUAAAUUUGCACGGAGAAGUAAUCUGAACCAGACGGUUCUAGUCAGCGAACCCGAGGAAUUCUUUGGUUACAUGUUUUCUGAGAAAUACAAUGUAAAAUACUAUGCAUUCAUCAACGACGAAACGGCUCUAAUUCAGUGGAGUCACGGUAGUCGUUACAUUUCCCCACCAAACAAGACAGACACACAUUAAAUGCGAUAAAAAGGGCUUUCUUCUGAUAAAUGUGUCAUUUCAGAAGAAGAUACCCUUUGUGUUUGACAAGAGAUGCUUGCUCUCCUCGGGUGAAACUUUAACAUUUGGCUAUUAAAGGAAAGAAAAAAUAAUAUGUCACACACCCCUGAAGAAAUUGAUUUUGACCCCCGAUUGCAGCUGCCUUUUUCAUUUCAGAUUGUGGGUCCUAGCGGAUGUGUAAAACUUUUUUUGUAAAAAAUGUUUUGGAGAAUUGUGAAGAUGCCUGAAAAUAUUGUGUGGCUAUAUACGUCGUUUCAACCUCUGUACGCCGAGCUGCAGAAAAAGAAUAAAAAUAUAA